Molecule: messenger RNA, 3614 nt
Organism: Chroicocephalus ridibundus (black-headed gull)
Lineage: Eukaryota; Metazoa; Chordata; Aves; Charadriiformes; Laridae
Product: sodium- and chloride-dependent GABA transporter 1-like
Exons: 14
Coding region: 60-1856 (598 amino acids)
Biological process (GO): neurotransmitter transport; sodium ion transmembrane transport
Cellular component (GO): plasma membrane
Molecular function (GO): gamma-aminobutyric acid:sodium:chloride symporter activity
Source: RefSeq, a predicted model, not a curated record
AGGCUGCCCUUCCUGCUCCUCCAGCGCUUGAGCAAGAGCAGCCGUACAUCUGAGCCACGAUGGGCAAGAUGGACAACACCUCCGUGGAGCUGAGCUCUCCCACUGAGGUGAAGCAGGCAGCCCUGGAAGAGUCAGAGCCCAUCACCCCCGAGGCUGUGGUCACCAAGAAGAAGGAGAUCCCAGACAGAGGCUCCUGGAAGGGGAGAUUUGACUUCUUGCUGUCCUGUGUGGGCUAUGCCAUCGGGCUGGGCAACGUCUGGCGCUUCCCGUACCUCUGCGGCAAGAAUGGAGGAGGGGCCUUCCUCAUCCCCUAUUUCCUGACGCUGGUGUUUGCUGGGAUUCCUCUCUUCCUGCUGGAAACCGCUCUGGGCCAGUACACCUCUGUCGGCGGCCUGGGAGUCUGGAAAUUAGCACCCAUGUUUAAAGGAGUGGGGCUGGCAGCCGUGGUUCUCUCCUUCUGGCUGAACAUCUACUACAUCGUCAUCAUCGCCUGGGCUCUCUACUAUCUCUUCAACUCUUUCACCGCGGACCUGCCGUGGCAGAGCUGUGGGAACGCCUGGAACACCGACCGCUGCUUCUCCAACUACUCCCUGGAAGAUACCACCAACCUCACCAGCGCCGUCACCGAGUUCUGGGAGAGGAACAUGCACCAGAUGUCUGGGGGCUUGGGGGAGCCCGGCAGUGUCCGCUGGCCCCUGGCCGGCACGCUGGCCCUGGCCUGGCUGCUGGUCUACUUCUCCAUCUGGAAGGGCGUGGAGUGGACGGGCAAGGUGGUGUAUUUCUCGGCCACCUAUCCCUAUUUCAUGCUCUUCAUCCUCUUCUUCCGGGGAGUCACGCUGCCGGGAGCCAAGGAGGGGAUCCUCUUCUACCUCACGCCCGACUUCAGAAGGCUCUCCGACUCCGAGGUCUGGAUGGAUGCGGCCACGCAGAUCUUCUUCUCUUAUGGCCUGGGGCUGGGAUCCCUGAUUGCUCUGGGGAGCUACAACACUUUCCACAACAAUGUCUACAGAGACUCCAUUAUUGUCUGCUGUGUAAACUCCACGACAAGUGUAUUUGCCGGGUUUGUUAUUUUCUCUAUUGUUGGCUUCAUGUCGCACAUCACGAAGAAGUCAAUCUCAGAGCUGGCCUCCUCAGGCCCUGGACUGGCUUUCCUCGCCUACCCGCAGGUUGUCACGCAGCUGCCCCUGUCCCCGCUCUGGUCGAUCCUCUUCUUCUCCAUGCUGAUGAUGUUGGGUCUGGAUAGUCAGUUCUGCACUGUGGAAGGGUUCAUUACAGCGCUGAUGGAUGAGUAUCCUCAUCUCCUGAGAGCCAGGAAGAAGGUCUUCAUCGCAGUAGUCUGUUUCAUCUCUUAUCUCAUUGGAUUCUCCAACAUCACCCAGGGUGGCAUUUAUGUCUUCAAGCUGUUUGACUACUACUCAGCCAGUGGCAUGUGUCUUCUCUUUCUUGUCUUCUUUGAGACCAUCUCGAUUUCUUGGUGUUAUGGUGUGAACAGAUUUUACAGAAACAUUGAAGAAAUGAUUGGCUACAAACCUUGCAUCUGGUGGAAGAUCUGCUGGGCCUUCUUCACUCCUCUUGUCUGCCUGGGCGUGUUCUUCUUCAGCGUGGUAGAAAUGACCCCCCUGACACUGGGAAAAUAUGUCUAUCCUGCGUGGGGACAAGGCAUCGGUUGGCUUAUGGCUCUGUCCUCCAUGGUACUGAUUCCAGGAUACAUGCUGUACUGUUUCUUCACCUCAACGGGGACUCUCCGGCAGCGUUUGCAGCAGAUGACACAACCCAAGCCAGAGGUGCACGCUCAGAACAAUGGCCUCCAGCUGAAGACGUCCUUGAACGGGAGGGUCUUGGAUGCCCCCGUCUAGGAGGAGAGCUCGGACCUCCUCACCCUGCCCUGUAGCUGCUCGUGCCAUAUUGUCCCUCGAGCUCCUCCGGCACAGCUCGCUGUCCCCGGCUCCGUGGUGGCUUUUGCUUGUCGAAAAGAGGACCUGGCGGAGGAACACUCUCGCAUCUCUUCCUCCCGUCCUGGCUUACCAAGGCCCUGCACGAGCUGCCGCCAGGGGGUUGUGUGGUGACCGUCUUCAUCCUGCAACAUCCUGGUCCAGGCUCUCAGGCAGGAGCGGCCAGUGCCCAGGUCUUCCUUCUCCUGACAAGAGGUGAUGUUUCUAGAGAGCUUAGACUGAUGGCUGACCACUUCUCUGUUCUUCUUCUUGCCUUGCCAUGUGAACCUCUGCAGAGCAUCCCAUAGCACACAGCUGUGCUGUCACCCCGGAGAGCCAGCUGGCACCAGGUUCAAUCCCAGAUUGUUGUUGACUGAUCUUGCAUAAUCCAACACCAGCAAAUGUAUAACUGGAGGGGAUGUGGCAGAACAAGGGAUUCCAGUGAGGAGUCCAGCAUGCUGGUAGCUGUAGGACAUCACCCCAAAACUAGAAAAGGGCUUCAGGACAGUGAGUGCUGCUCACGGGUGCCAUGUUUCAGCCCUGCGCAAUCUCCAGCCAUUAUCACCACAUCCAUCGGGGCUGCCACAGUGAGGUAGAGCCUAGCAGAGUAGGCAGCCUUUUUCUUCUGGAGCGUCCUGCCCUCACCAGCUGUGUGCAGUAGCCAUUCCCUGACCCUAAAAUGCAUUUAAGAGGGCUUUUUGCUGGAGGCUGGAGUUUUUGCUGGAGGCUGUCCUGGUCUCCUAUACUGACCGUGCUCUGCUGCAGUCGGCUUUGUGCAGAGGCAAGAGGUCUCCCAUGUGACAGGGAGACUUUCCAGCACUGUGCAAAUCUCCCCCCAACUGGAACAGGGUAGUUCCUGCCAAACACCCUCCCUGGGUGGGAAGCAGUAAGAUGCAGCAUAGUGCCCACGGGUGGUUUAGCUUAUACCUUUUUCAGGAAGUGGCAACAUCUAAAUCCCAGCUGGUGGAAAGCAGGAGCUCCUGAGGGAGCUGGUAGGACGUAGACACCAUGCUUAAGCCCACCGCUGUGAACCAGUGCUGACUUCCCUUGGGAAGUGCCUGUACAGCCAGCUGCUGGCGCCGGCACAUCGCGACUCCCAGCAGCACACGCAUCACAGGCGGCCGUGAGCUGUUGUAGAAGAUGCCGGAGAAGGCUGGGAAGUGUCUCAGAGCAGUCCUAAAGCAGCAGCACAUUUCUUGGCUAGAAAGCCUUGAGAAAGGAGGUGGCUCAUCAUAGCACCAUGUGCAGGUGUGACAGUGAUGCUCCCGUUUGUGACAGCCUCCCAGUGACCCCACAAGGAGACACCUGUGUACUCAGAGCAUUUGAUGAGCACCCGUCAUACGUGUGCACACAUGGAGUGGCUCAGUGCCAAUUAGUCUUUCCCCUCCCGUGACACCCUGACAGCAUCACCACAUCUGCUCGCACCUCCAGGUUCAGCUCAGAAUCAGUAAAUUCACACAGGAGUGUCCAAGAAAAGGUAUGUCCCAGUCACACUUCCUACCAAAGGGUCUGGUCUUGUAGGUGACAUGCUGAAGUCCCCCAGGGGUCCCACCCCAGGUGCCAGCUGAGUGAUGAGCCUUCAAGCAAUUGCCCCGCACUCCCACAGGAGCCGCAAAAUCACAGAAUCACAGAAUGGUAGGGAUUGGAAGGGACCUCUGAAGAUCAUCUAGUCCAACCCCUCUG